Podarcis raffonei (Aeolian wall lizard) is the source of this 626-nucleotide messenger RNA. RefSeq names its product protein NKG7-like. The transcript is spliced from 5 exons. Bases 117 to 581 code for a protein of 154 amino acids. Lineage: Eukaryota; Metazoa; Chordata; Lepidosauria; Squamata; Lacertidae. The record is from RefSeq and is a predicted model, not a curated record. Gene Ontology annotation, cellular component: plasma membrane.
CAUGCCUGGUACUUGUUGCAGAGUGCUGACUUCACCUGAAGAAAAGAAGAGCCGAUUCUGAGCCAGGUUCAUCAUCCCUAUUUCUCGCCUCUGUUACAUAGCUGAGCAUUCUCGCAAUGAAUGUCCUACAGUUUAGCACUGUGGCUUGCGCUUUCAUCAGCCUUCUGUUCCUCCUCAUUGCCCUGGGCUCAGAUUACUGGUUGCAAAACAAUGUUUCCAACACUGGCCUGUGGGUAGGUUGUUUUCCCCAAGAUGGUUGUCAUUCAUAUGGGAUGGAUGUGCCAGAUUACUACCAUGCUACCCGAGCCUUCAUGUUCUUCGGGAUGAUUGCUGGAGCCGUCUCUUGCCUUACGCUUAUUGGCAAAUUUUUUGACUUUCAAUUUGGCUCCCUCUCCAAGACCAAGACCGCAGCUGUAGCCAGCCUUGUUGCAGCUCUUUGCGUCAUGAUUGCCAUGGCCACCUUCACAGGGCAGACAGAAGGAAAAGGCCCUUACGGAUGGUCUUUUGGCUUGGGCUGGGCCUCCUUUCCUCUCUUCCUUAUGACUGGUGCACUGGCUUUCCUCUUGGAUGGGUCAGCAUGAACAUGAGGGAAAGACUCUGCUACCAUUUCAGAUGACACCUGGAGC